Molecule: messenger RNA, 3179 nt
Organism: Hippocampus comes (tiger tail seahorse)
Lineage: Eukaryota; Metazoa; Chordata; Actinopteri; Syngnathiformes; Syngnathidae
Gene: grk4
Product: G protein-coupled receptor kinase 4
Exons: 16
Coding region: 304-2034 (576 amino acids)
Biological process (GO): protein phosphorylation; regulation of signal transduction; signal transduction
Cellular component (GO): cytoplasm
Molecular function (GO): G protein-coupled receptor kinase activity; ATP binding
Source: RefSeq, a predicted model, not a curated record
AGAGGGAGGAGAGACAAUCGAAGCAGGAAGGAAGGCAGGCGGAGAGAAGGAAAGAGAGGUAGGCUGUGAAUGCUAACAAGCCCGUGGUAGUCGUCCACAGCUUCCCAAACAUGUAAUGGAGAGAAAGGACAAGCACCAUUAAGCUAGCUACUAUGCACGAGCGCCUCGGUCUCCUCCCCGUGCGCGUGCCGCUGCCUCGCAGCCAUCCGCACGUUUAAUCCAACGAGUGAAAAAAAACAACGAAGGUCUUUUCCCCCCGCUGAGUGAAAUGUAUCGCGACUGCACGGGAACCACACUGUGACAAUGGAGAUUGAAAAUAUCGUGGCCAACACGGUUCUCCUCAAGGCGAGAGAAGGUGGCGGAGGGAAGAGGAAUGGUCGCAGCAAGAAGUGGAAGGAGAUGCUAAAACUACCCCAUAUCAGCCAGUGUGAGGAGCUGCGUCGCAUUAUUGAAAGGGACUAUACCAGUCUUUGUGAGAAACAGCCCAUUGGUCGGCUUCUAUUUCGUCAGUACUGUGACACCAGGCCAGAGCUGAAGCGCUGCAUCGAAUUCAUGGAUGCUGUGGCCAUGUAUCAGCUAGCUCCCGAUGAGAAGCGGAGGGACUGCGGAUUGAAUGUUUUAGACACUUACUUCAAUAAUGGGUCGGCAGCCCAUCUGCCAGGCAUACCCCAAGACGUGGUUGCUGGAUGCCGGGAGAGACUUGAACAGAGUCCUUGUAAGGAGCUCUUCAAUGACUGCACCAAAAUAGUUCGUGAUUAUCUAAGUGGUGCACCAUUUUCCUCCUACCAGGAGUCCAUGUACUUCUCUCGCUUCCUGCAGUGGAAAUGGUUGGAGAGGCAACCAGUAACCAAAAAUACCUUCAGACAUUACAGAGUACUAGGAAAAGGUGGAUUUGGUGAGGUUUGUGCCUGCCAAGUACGUGCCACCGGUAAGAUGUACGCCUGUAAAAAGCUGGAAAAGAAACGAGUGAAGAAAAGAAAAGGUGAAGCAAUGGCACUAAACGAAAAACGAAUUUUAGAAAAAGUUAACAGUAGUUUUGUAGUUAGUUUAGCAUAUGCCUAUGAGACCAAGGAUGCCCUGUGCCUGGUGUUGACGAUAAUGAAUGGUGGUGACUUAAAAUUCCACAUCUACAACAUGGGCAAUUCUGGCUUUGAUGAGCAGAGAGCCAUCUUUUACGCUGCUGAGAUCUGCUGUGGCCUUGAGGACCUGCACCGUGAGAGAAUAGUCUACAGGGAUUUAAAACCUGAAAACAUCCUUUUGGAUGAUCGUGGGCACAUCCGCAUUUCAGACUUGGGUCUUGCUGUGCAAAUUCCUGAAGGAGAGACGAUAAGAGGAAGAGUAGGCACUGUUGGAUACAUGGCUCCCGAGGUAAUCCAGAAUGAGAGUUACACCGUUAGUCCAGACUGGUGGGGUCUAGGCUGUCUUAUCUUUGAGAUGAUUCAAGGCCAGUCACCCUUUCGCAAGCGCAAGGAACGUGUCAAGCGGGAGGAGGUGGACAGACGAGUGCGUGAGGAUCCUGAGGAGUACUCGGAUAAGUUCUCUGAAGAAGCAAAAGAUAUCUGCCGCCAGCUCCUGGCUAAAGAUCCUAAAAAUCGUCUCGGUUGUCAGGGUCGCGGCGCCAUAGAGGUCAAGCAGCACUCGAUCUUCAGGAACAUCAACUUCAAACGAUUGGAGGCGAACAUGCUAGAACCUCCUUUCAGCCCAGAUCCUCGGGCUGUGUACUGCAAAGAUGUCCUUGAUAUCGAGCAGUUCUCCACUGUCAAAGGUGUGAACCUUGACCCCACCGAUGACGACUUCUACCACAAGUUUGUCACAGGAAGUGUCUCCAUCCCGUGGCAGAAUGAGAUGAUUGAAAUGGAGUGCUUCAAAGAAAUCAAUGUCUAUGAGACUGAUGGGACAUUAUGUCCAGACCUGGACAUGAACCGGCCGAACCCUCCACCAAAGAGAGGCUUCUUCUACCGCCUGUUUAGAAGAGAGGUCUGUUUUAAGGGCGGUUACAGUGACGAUGAGUUUGAGGAGCCCUCGCGACUUUAAACCACUCCCUUUGCACCACCCCCUCUCCCCCAAAACACCCCCAACCCCCUGACACCACCCCUCUCACUUUGCCGCUAAUCUUCACCGUAAACUCCAGCCGAUUGCAAAUCUUAGGAACUCAGUGAAUGUUGACCUGUAUUUAUGAGCUGUAUUAAAAGUGUAUUAUAAUUAAAGAAAAAAAAGUAUGAGUUUAAAGAUUUUGUACCUUUGUACUUGAAUUUAUGUCUAGAUGUAUAUUUUCACUAAAGGUUGUAUUGUACAAAAAGCCAUAAAAGUACCACUUGAAUGCAUACAUGACAUUUUCAUUUUAUUGUCUUUGGGAAUGACUAUGGAUAUGUGUUUUUUUAUUUGUUUGUUUUUGUUUUUUUUAAGAAGCACAGUACAAUUUUACUUUUCUCAAUGUAGCAUAAGGAAUUUAUUUUUAUUUUUAAAUGUGCUGUAUGUGUUGAGCAUUGGCCAAUGACAUGUUUUUAGCACAUCAGAUCCAACGAUCCCAAAUUAACCCCAUUGCCUCCUUAUCCUUCAUGGCUCAGGUACAUCUGAAUGAAUUCUGUCAAUAAUGGAGAAUACAUUUGACCAUAAUUGCUAAUGGCAAUUUUACAGUACAUUAUAGUACUGUACAUAAAAUCCCUCCCGCUCUCACUAUUCUCGUGAUUGAUUGUUAGGUUUAACCCAUGUAAGCCUCUUCCCAAGUGGUGCAGAUCUUGACUACAAAUGUUGGUAUAAUAUCCGACAGUCCAAAAACCUGUGAAUUGAAAGGCUCACAAUAUCACGAUCAAGAUCAGGCCUUGUUUCCUCCCCCGGCACACAGCCUUUAAAUAAAUGUCUGUCAUUCACUGCUGAGGCAGAGAGAUGGGGCAUUUCUUUAUCCCAGACCCCUUUUUAACCUUCUGAUGAUACCAAUUGUAUCUUUCUUAUUCUUAGAAUCUUUCUCUCAAAACUCUUCCUCUCUUUGUGUUGAAUUACUCCUAAAGACCUAGACUAAUGAGGAAUGAUGGCAUAAUAGGAAAAAUCUGACCUGUAGCUGACAAUUACUACAUGUUGGUGAAACACCUCUGUUGACUUAAAUGAACCACCAUCUGUUCUGUCAGUAGCUUUUAGCCACUGAAGUGAGUAAUAAAACAAAACAAAAUAAAACAAAAAAA